Mauremys mutica (yellowpond turtle) is the source of this 2608-nucleotide messenger RNA. It is a transcript of the gene COG8, whose product is annotated as component of oligomeric golgi complex 8. The coding region runs from base 153 to 1958 and encodes 601 amino acids. Gene Ontology annotation, biological process: intra-Golgi vesicle-mediated transport. Gene Ontology annotation, molecular function: peptide deformylase activity. The transcript has 5 exons. Gene Ontology annotation, cellular component: COG complex. NCBI's taxonomy places the organism in Eukaryota, Metazoa, Chordata, Testudines, Geoemydidae. The record is from RefSeq and is a predicted model, not a curated record.
GGGUGCCGCGGAGGGACCCGCGCUCCGGCGUUGGGUUCGCGGAGCUGUAGGGGGCGCUAGACCAAGUCUCUCCAGAGCAGUGGAGUUGCCGGGAGGCGGGUAGAGUGUCCCCCGGGUAGCGCGUACCUGCGAGUCGUGGCGCUCUGCCCAAGAUGGCGGCGGCGGCCGGCGCGGCCCUGGAGGAGGCCAGCCUGCUGGCCUGGCUGUUCCGCGGGGCGCCGGGGCCGGCGCCGGGGCCGGAGCUGGCCGGGUACCUGGCGGAGCUGGCGGGGCUGGGGCUGGAGGCGCUGGGCCGCGAGCCGGGCCGCCUGGCCGAGGAGCGGGCGCUGGCCGCCGCCCAGACGCGGCACUUGGCCUUCGCCCACUACAAGAUCUUCAUCCGCUCGGCCGAGUGCACCAGCGAGACGGGCCGCGGCUUCGGGGGCAUCGAGCGCGGCCUGGCCCGGCUCCUGGGGCGGCUGCCCGGCUUCCAGGAGAGCUGCAGGAGCUUCUUGCGGGACGCCGAGGAAAUCGCCUCCAGCCGGCGCAUGAACAGCCUGACCCUGAACCGGCACACGGAGAUCUUGGAGAUCCUGGAGAUCCCGCAGCUGAUGGACACCUGCGUCCGUAACGGCUACUACGAGGAGGCGCUGGAGCUCGCUGCCUACGUGCGCCGGCUGGAGAGGAAACACUCCUCCAUCCCUGUCAUCCAGGGCAUUGUGGACGAAGUGCAUCAGUCUUCACAGCUGAUGCUGAAUCACUUGAUCCAGCAACUGCGCACUAAUAUCCAGCUGCCAGCUUGCCUGCGUGUCAUUGGCUACUUGCGGCGCAUGGAUGUGUUCACAGAGGCCGAACUGCGCAUCAAGUUUCUGCAGGCCCGGGACGCCUGGCUCCACUCCAUCCAGGCCUCUAUCCCUGAUGACGACCCCUACUUCCACAUCACCAAGACCAUCGAGGCCUGCCGCGUCCAUCUCUUUGACAUCAUCACACAGUAUCGCGCCAUCUUCUCGGACGAGGAGCCGUUGCUGCCUCCCGGCGAGCAUGCGGUCAAUGAGAGUGCCAUCUUCCAUGGCUGGGUGCUGCAGAAGGUUUCACAAUUCCUGCAGGUUCUGGAUAAUGACCUCCGGCGGGGGGUGGGCAGCCGCUUGGACUCACUGUUGGGUCAGUGCAUGUACUUUGGCCUGUCCUUUAGCAGGGUGGGAGCUGAUUUCCGGGGCCAGCUGGCCCCAGUGUUCCAGCAAGUUGCAUUUGGCACUUUCAAGAAGGCGAUUCAGGAAGCAGUGGACAAAUUCCAAGAUGAGAUGAACUCCUACACGCUGAUCUCUGCUCCUGCUGUCCUGGGCAGCACCAUCCCUGUGGCAGUGCCAACCACCCAGCCAGGAACCCUGCAGCCUCCCAUGGUGCUGCUGGACUUCCCACCUCUUGCCUGUUUCCUGAACAAUAUUCUCGUUGCCUUCAAUGACCUGCGUCUCUGCUGCCCUGUGGCUCUUGCCCAGGAUGUAACGACUUCCCUGGAGGCUGCCCUGGGCAAGGUGACUCAAACAAUCUUGGCUUUUCACCGGGCAGAGGAGGCGGCUUUCAGCAGCCGGGAGCAAGAGCUUUUUGCUCAGUUCUGUACGGUGUUCCUGGAAGACCUGCUCCCCUACCUUAACCGUUGCCUCCACGUGCUCUUUCCCCCAGCCCAGAUAGCACAGACCCUGGGUGUUCCUCCCACUCAGCUGCACAAGCAUGGCAGCCUGGGCUGUGUGGACGUGAAUGUGAUCAAGGAGCCACUCGCCUUCAUCCUGCCAAAGAGAGAGGCCACGUUCACUCCAGACGAGAAGGAACUGGCCCAGGAGAGCCUUGCACCUGCACCAGAAAUUCCAGGGCCAGAGCAGGGAGUAGAACCUAGUGUGCAGCUGCCUCCGGUGGCUGGAGAGGAGAGCAGCCUGAACACAAUGGCUGUUCUGCAGCCUGAUGUCCCAGGAGCCACAACCUAACAGAGGGAGGGGACUGCCCCAGCUUGCCCGCCGUGCUGCGUGCAUAUCCUGGCUGAUUCUGGCCUCUGCAGAAGCCUGUGGGAGUCUUGCACGUAGCAGCGCUGGUAUUGAACAAUGGCACUGUGUGUAGGGGUGUGGAUGGAGAUGAGCAGGAACAUUGGCUGUGGCUGCUGAUGGGAACUGUACAGAGGAUUACAGGCUGCAUCAUCUGUAACUACUUCCUUGGCUUCACUGUAACCAUCGAGUGUGGGCAAGGGCCCUUGCAGGUCUCCUGGGCCAGGCCUGGGUGGAAGGAGGCUGGACCCAGGCUCUCUGUAGUAUAAAGAGAGUGAAUGCUUUCUGACUUGGAAAGCAGGUUCAAUGAUGUACAUACCUCUGGAAAAGGCUGAUCAUUGUGUAAAUAAAGCUCAUGAGUGUAUGCGGUGCUGUACCUGCUUCUCCCCCUAGCCCUGGCUGCAAGCAGCUGCUAUGGGCAUACCUUGCUAGGGUCUGUCAUUUCUCUCCCCAGCCUGACAAGGGCUCAGCUGUUGAAGAUAUUCACAGAUGCUCAGCUGCUGCUCUUACCCCGUCUGAGCUUUGGGCUCAAACCCUGGGUAACUCUAGAGGCAAUGGCCAGAGAGAAAAAUCAGUGUAUUUUGCACUGCGGGGAA